UCUUUCUCCGAACAGAUGAAACAGCCCUGUAAUGGUAGUUUCCUAACUGUCCCUUUUCCAUUUUGGGGCCUUGAAAUCAACCCCAUCCAUGGUAAAUAACAUGUAGUGAAGUUGCAAAAAGGUGGGGUUUUUUUUAUAUAGUUUUGGUAUUAUUGAAUAAUGCUCACAUGGUCUUGAGCUUUAUACAACUGCAGAUACCUUUCCUCAUAAUGCUGCUUCUCUCCCACUGUUAGCUUUGUAGAGCAGUGUGGGAAGGAGCAGAUUGGAUUGAAUCCAAAUCUGGGUUUUUUGAGUUUUUCUUUUGGUUUGAAUUGUGUUCGAGUAGUUGGUUUUUGAGUUGUUGUGGUAGGGUUCUUGUUUUUUAUGGUUGUAGAUUGAAUAGAAAUCUAGGUUUUGUUGCUUUGUUUUGGUGUGGGUUGCUUUUUGGGAAGUUGGUGUGGUGGGGAUCUUGUUUUUGAUGGUUGGAGCUGAAAUGGGUUGUGUUUGUUUCUUGAUUUUGAGGUCUAGAUAUUGAAGAUUUUGAGACAUUGUAGUGGAUUUUGCAGUGUUUUGGGGAAUUUGUGUUUUGUUUGGAUGGGGAAAAUGGCUCCAAGCUUGGAUAUUUCAGAUUGGUGGGUGAAGGAAACACAAAAGGGGACUCCGGUUAUCGUUACAAUGGAGAACCCCAACUACUCGGUUGUGGAAAUCAACAGCCCAGACGCUGCAUUCCGGCAGGUCGAGAAGGACAGGGGGAAGAACGCCAAGCAGUUUACUUGGGUUCUUCUCCUCAGGGCUCACCGGGCCGUCGGAUGCCUUGCGUGGGUCGCCGGCGUGCUGUGGGCAUUGCUCGGGGCUGUCAAUAAGCGGUUGAUUUUCCGCCAGGGCGUGGUCAUGGAAUCGGAGAAGUCGGGGAAGGGGAGGCUGCUGUUCAGGUUCAUCAGGGGGUUUCUGGUGAUUUCCUUGACCGCCCUUGUGUUUGAAGUGGUGGCCCACCUGAAUGGCUGGCAUUUCCAGAGACCCGAUUUGCACAUCCCGCAGAAGGCUGAGAUCGAAGGGUGGGUGCACAUGGUUUAUCUCAUGUGGCUGUCAUUCCGGGCUGACUACAUUGCUGUGCCGAUACAGGCCUUGUCGAACUUCUGCGUGGUCCUUUUCCUCAUCCAGUCGUUGGACCGGAUGAUCUUGUGCAUUGGUUGCUUCUGGAUCAAGUACAAGAAGAUCAAGCCGAGGAUUGAAGGGGAUCCAUUCAAAUCCGAUGAUUUGGAGGGCUCUGGCUACAGUUACCCCAUGGUUCUCAUUCAAAUUCCAAUGUGCAAUGAAAGAGAGGUAUACGAGCAGUCCAUUUCCGCCGUCUGCCAGAUUGACUGGCCAAAAGAUCGUUUGUUGAUUCAAGUACUCGAUGACUCCGAUGAUGAGAGCAUCCAAUGGCUAAUCAAAGCUGAGGUCUCCAAGUGGAGUCAAAGGGGCAUCAACAUCAUCUAUCGGCAUCGCUUGGUUAGGACUGGUUAUAAGGCUGGGAAUCUCAAGUCUGCUAUGAGUUGCGACUAUGUCAAAGGAUAUGAAUUUGUCGCAAUCUUUGAUGCUGAUUUCCAACCAAAUCCGGAUUUCCUUAAGCAGACAGUUCCACAUUUUAAGGACAAUCCCGAGUUGGGUUUGGUUCAGGCUCGGUGGGCCUUUGUAAACAAAGAUGAAAACUUGCUGACUCGCCUACAAAACAUCAAUCUUUGCUUCCAUUUUGAGGUGGAGCAGCAGGUUAAUGGUGUUUUCUUGAACUUUUUCGGUUUUAAUGGGACUGCUGGUGUUUGGAGAAUCAAAGCUCUAGAGGAGUCUGGAGGUUGGCUCGAGAGAACAACGGUAGAGGAUAUGGACAUUGCUGUCCGUGCCCAUCUUAAUGGGUGGAAAUUCAUAUUCCUCAAUGAUGUCAAGGUCCUUUGCGAAGUUCCAGAGUCAUAUGAGGCUUAUCGGAAACAGCAACAUCGAUGGCAUUCUGGUCCAAUGCAACUUUUCCGUAUAUGUCUUCCUGCUAUUAUAACUUCCAAGAUACCAGUCUGGAAGAAGGCGAAUCUAGUACUGCUAUUUUUUCUUCUGCGGAAGCUGAUUCUUCCGUUCUAUUCUUUCACAUUGUUUUGCAUUAUCCUCCCUCUCACCAUGUUCGUGCCCGAGGCCGAGCUACCCAUGUGGGUCAUCUGCUACAUACCCGUUUUCAUGUCAUUACUCAACAUCCUUCCCGCCCCCAAAUUGUUCCCUUUCAUCGUCCCCUACCUUCUCUUUGAAAACACCAUGUCAGUAACCAAGUUCAAUGCCAUGGUAUCUGGAUUGUUCCAGUUGGGGAGCUCAUACGAGUGGGUUGUCACAAAGAAGGCAGGCCGGUCAUCGGAAUCUGACUUGAUAGCCGCAGCAGAGAGGGACUCAAAGCCCUUGAACAAUCCACAACUUCAUAGAGGAUCUUCGGAAAGCGAGCUCUCCGAGCUGAACAGACUGAAAGAGCAGCCAGAAUCUCUUCUGCCUGUCAAGAAGGUUAACCGUAUCUACAGAAAAGAGCUCGCUCUUGCAUUUCUCCUCCUCACUGCAUCGAUCCGUAGCCUGUUAUCUGCUCAAGGGGUCCACUUCUACUUCCUUCUCUUCCAAGGAGUGACAUUCCUGCUCGUAGGCCUUGAUCUAAUCGGCGAGCAAAUGAGCUAAAUCAAGAAAAAAGAG
This is a messenger RNA of Magnolia sinica, 2673 nucleotides long. RefSeq names its product probable xyloglucan glycosyltransferase 5. The record is from RefSeq and is a predicted model, not a curated record. Gene Ontology annotation, molecular function: glycosyltransferase activity. The transcript has 5 exons. NCBI's taxonomy places the organism in Eukaryota, Viridiplantae, Streptophyta, Magnoliopsida, Magnoliales, Magnoliaceae. Gene Ontology annotation, cellular component: Golgi apparatus. Bases 574 to 2658 code for a protein of 694 amino acids.